AUGGGGACGCUCGUGGCCAAGCUGCUGCUGCCCACCCUGAGCAGCCUGGCCUUCCUGCCCACGGCCAGCGUCGCGGCCAGGAGGCGCUUCCACAUGGAGGCCAUGGUCUACCUCUUCACCAUGUUCUUCGUGGCGCUGCACCACGCCUGCAGCGGGCCGGGGCUCUCCGUGCUCUGCUUCAUGCGCCACGACAUCCUGGAGCACUUCAGCGUGUACGGGACGGCCCUGAGCAUGUGGGUGUCGCUGAUGGCACUGGCCGACUUCGACGAGCCCCAGAGGUCGACAUUUGGGAUGCUCGGCGUCCUGACCAUCGCCGUGCGCGUCUACCAUGACCGCAGAGGCUACGGCGUGUACUCGGGCCCCAUCGGCACGGCCGUCCUCAUCAUCACAGCCAAGUGGCUACAGAAGAUGAAGGAGAAGAAGGGGCUGUACCCCGACAAGAGCGUCUACACCCAGCAGAUCGGCCCCGGCCUCUGCUUCGGGGCGCUGGCCCUCAUGCUGCGUUUCUUCUUUGAGGACUGGGACCACACCUACGUCCACAGCUUCUACCACUGCGCCCUGGCCAUGGCCCUCGUCCUGCUGCUGCCCAAAGUCAACAGGAAGGCGGGGGACGCGGGCGCCCCGGCCAAGCUGGACUGCUCCACCCUCUGCUGCGCCUGCGUCUGA
This is a messenger RNA of Lepus europaeus (European hare), 666 nucleotides long. RefSeq names its product myomaker, myoblast fusion factor (gene MYMK). Bases 1 to 666 code for a protein of 221 amino acids. Gene Ontology annotation, cellular component: plasma membrane. The transcript is spliced from 5 exons. NCBI's taxonomy places the organism in Eukaryota, Metazoa, Chordata, Mammalia, Lagomorpha, Leporidae. The record is from RefSeq and is a predicted model, not a curated record.